Molecule: messenger RNA, 643 nt
Organism: Spirodela intermedia
Lineage: Eukaryota; Viridiplantae; Streptophyta; Magnoliopsida; Alismatales; Araceae
Source: the annotation of a GenBank genome assembly
AUGGCAGCGUUGUCGUUCUGGUCUGGGAAGGCAUUGAUCGUCAUCCUCGUGCUUCUCUCCUCCGUGGGCUCUCUCUCAGUGACCGGCGUUGACUACGAGGUUGGGGACGACGAGGGAUGGAAGGUUCCAUCGUCGGGCGACCCCCAGUUCUACAACCAGUGGGCUUCCAAGAACAGGUUCCGGGUCGGCGACGCCGUCGGUGAGUUCUCCCCGGAGUUUUCUUCUCCAGCCAUCUGUGUUCUCUCUUCUCUUAUCUUCUCUGUUCGAUCGGUCGUCUGUGGCUCCAGUUUUCAAGUACAGGAAGGACUCGGUGAUGGUGGUGACGGAGGAGGACUACGGCAACUGCAACUCCUCCCAUCCGAUCCUGUUCGAUAACGGAGGGAGAACAGAAGUGGAUCUGGAUCGCUCAGGGCCCUUCUUCUUCAUCAGCGGCAUCGUGGGUCACUGCCAGAUGGGCCAGAAGAUGAUCGUCAAGGUGCUGAGCAGCUCGGAGGAGCCGGGGGGCUCGCCGGCGCCGGCGAACCAGACGGGACCCGCCGCCGCUCCCACCGCCCCAGACGGCAGUGCGGCCGCCCCGGCCACUGUGGUCUCCUCCCUCCUCUGGGUCCUGCUUCUCUCUGUGCCUCUUUUCUCCUCAGUUUAG